AUGGAAGUUAAUUGUAGCCCAAAAUAUCAUGAGACACAUCUAAAUUUGAUGAAUAACCAAAACAAUAAAACUUUUUUUAAAAAUUAUAACUAUCAAAAUGUAAAUACAAUAGAAGAUGGAGAAAAAAAAAAAAAUUUUUUUUUAGGAAAAUUGAGUAUAUACAAAAAGUUAAAAUAUCUUAAGUUUUGUAAAUUAUAUAUUAAAAAGGGAAAAAGACAACGAAUAUUUAUUAAUAUAUUUUUUUUUUUUUUUUUUUUAUUAAUAUUAUAUAUAUGCUAUAACAAAAUAAAUAAUAUCAAAACUAUUUUUUUAAUUGGCUUAAUUUUUUAUAGUUUAUAUUUUUUAUUACUUUCUUUAUAUAUGUUUAGUACAAUAAUGAAUAGUGAAAAUGAAAAUUAUGAAAUUAUAAAAGAUACUGAAAAUAUGUCUAAAAAAAAUAAGUUAAUUGAAAUGCCACCAAAUGGAAUGUAUUUGCAAUGCUCUCCUAAUAACUUUUCAUAUAAUACAAACGAUAAAUAUUAUAAAACAUAUGAAAAUUGUUAUAUAAAAAUAAGUCAUGAAAACGGUAAUAAUAAUAUGUCCCAAUAUGACUAUAUAGAUGGUAACAACAAAAUUGGCAAAAUUGGCAAAAUUGGCAAAAUUGGCAAAAUUGACAAAAUUGACAAAAUUGGCAAAAUUGGCAAAAUUGACAAACUUGAUGAUGAUGAAAUUGUUUCCAUUGAAAGCAUAGCAAAACCAAUAAAAGAAGGUGCAGAAGGUUUUUUUGCAGUUCAAUAUAACUAUAUUUUUAAGGUAUCUAUUUUUUUUACACUUUUAAUUUUAUUAUUACAUAUACUUAGAGGAAAUUAUAUGAAAUUUCCACAGGAAUUUGGAAAUAAACAAAAUAAUUCUAUUUUAGAUACAUGUAUUUUAAAUAGUGACACAAACAAUUGUUAUGUUGUUAUAUCUCCAUUAUCAUAUGGUCUUAUAACUUGUGUUUCAUUUUUAUUAGGGGCUAUAUGUAGUUCAUUAGCAGCUUAUAGUGGAAUUUAUGUUUCAGUAAGAGCUAAUAUGAAAGUAUCGAAAGCAGCUACAUAUUCAUAUAAUAAAACUUUGGUAACAUGUUUUAGAAGUGGGACAGUAAGUGCUAUUGUUAAUGUAUCUUUAGUAAUAUUUGGUAUUUCAUUAUUGUUAUUAAUAGUAAAUAUAUUAUACCCAACUAUAUCUUUUACAAAAUAUCCUACCAUGAUUGUGGGUUAUGGUUUUGGAUCAUCCUUAGUUGCAAUGUUAUAUCAAUUAGCUGGUGGUAUAUAUACAAAGGCUGCAGAUAUAGGUGCUGAUUUAGUAGGGAAGAUUGAAAAAAAUAUUCCAGAAGAUGAUGCAAGAAAUCCAGCAGUUAUAGCUGAUUUAGUGGGUGAUAAUGUUGGUGACUGUGCAGGUCAAUGUGCUGAUUUAUUUGAAUCAAUAUCUGCUGAAAUUAUUGCGUCUAUGAUAUUAGGGGGUGCAUUAUGUGAAAAUAAUAUUAUCUCGGAUUCGGUUUGUAGUUAUUUUGUUUUAUUUCCUUUAUUUAUACAUUCAAUGGAUUUAUUUGUAUCAACAAUAGGGUCAUAUUUAGUUUACACAAAAAAGGAUAAUCUGCUAUUAGGGGGUGGUAAAAAAAGUUUUGAAAAAAAUAAUUUUGAAAAAAAUAAUUUGAGUCUCAAUUUGAAUGAAAUAACUUCAGAAAAUUUAGAAGAUCCGUUAAAAAUUAUGUUAAAAGCAUAUUUUAUAACUUGUGCUUUUUCUAUUUUAGGAUUUUCUUUAUUAUGUAAAUUUUUAUUCAGUAGCGUUGGUAGUGUCACAAAUAUUGAAGAUGGAAAUUAUAAUACAACAAAAGGAAAUGCAUGGAUUUAUUUUUCAAUAUGUGGAAUUAUUGGAAUGACUUGUUCAUAUUUAUUUGUCAUAUCUACACGAUAUUAUACAGAUUCAUCUUAUCCAAAAGUUAAAAAGAUAGCACAUGCAUCUUUAAGUGGACCCGCCACAAAUAUAAUAGCUGGGUUAUAUGUUGGGCUUGAAUCGACAUUUUUUCCGAUUAUAAUUAUAUGUAUAUCAUUGUUAUCUUCCUAUUAUUUAGGAAUACAGAGUAAUAUAAAAAAUGGGAAUGAUGUGAUAAAUGGUUUAUAUGGUACAUCUAUUGCAACAAUGGGAAUGUUAUCAACAUCUGUUUUUAUAUUAAGUAUGUCAAAUUUUGGACCAAUAGCUGACAAUGCAGGAGGAAUUGCAGAAAUGUCUAAACAACCUGAAUAUGUAAGGACAAUAACAGAUAAGUUAGAUGUAGUUGGAAAUGUAACGAAAGCCAAUACAAAGGGAUAUAGUGUCGGUUCUGCUGCACUUGCAUGUUUUUUAUUAUUUUCAGCAUUUCUUAGUGAAGUGUCUGAUAUAUCAGGAACAACUUUUGCAACUGUAGACAUUGCAUUACCAGAAGUAUUUAUAGGAGGUAUUUUGGGUUCUGCAAUUGUUUUUUUAUUUGCUGGAUGGUCGUUAGAUGCAGUUGGAAAUACAGCAGAAGAAGUUUUAAAAGAAGUUAGAAGACAGUUUAAUGAACAUCCAGGAAUUUUAUCAUACAAUGAAAAACCAGAUUAUCAUAAAUGUGUAUAUAUAAUAAGUAAAAGAGCAUUAAGUGAAACAUUUAAACCUGGAAUGUUAGGUAUUUUAGCUCCUAUAAUAAUAGGUAUUUUAUUUAAAUUUAUAGGAAUUUUACAAAAUAAUAAAUUAUUAGGAGCACAAGUUAUGGCUUCUUUUAUAAUGUUUUCAACUUCUACUGGUAUACUUAUGGCUUUAUUUCUAAAUAAUUCUGGUGGGGCUUGGGACAAUGCAAAGAAAUAUAUAGAAACCGGUAUAUAUGGUGGGAAAAAUAGUCCAGCUCAUAUUUCUAGUGUUAUAGGAGAUACUGUUGGAGAUCCAUGUAAAGAUACUGCUGGACCUUCUAUACAUGUUCUUAUAAAAUUAAUUUCAACAAUAACCAUGGUGAUAACCCCUCUAAUAGCUUCAAGACCAAACAAAUAA
This is a messenger RNA of Plasmodium yoelii, 3024 nucleotides long. Its product is annotated as inorganic pyrophosphatase, putative. The coding region runs from base 1 to 3024 and encodes 1007 amino acids. NCBI's taxonomy places the organism in Eukaryota, Apicomplexa, Aconoidasida, Haemosporida, Plasmodiidae. Gene Ontology annotation, cellular component: membrane. Gene Ontology annotation, biological process: proton transmembrane transport. The record is from RefSeq and is a predicted model, not a curated record. Gene Ontology annotation, molecular function: inorganic diphosphate phosphatase activity; diphosphate hydrolysis-driven proton transmembrane transporter activity. The transcript has 2 exons.